Molecule: messenger RNA, 939 nt
Organism: Molossus molossus (Pallas's mastiff bat)
Lineage: Eukaryota; Metazoa; Chordata; Mammalia; Chiroptera; Molossidae
Gene: RGCC
Product: regulator of cell cycle
Exons: 5
Coding region: 151-561 (136 amino acids)
Biological process (GO): regulation of cell cycle
Cellular component (GO): cytoplasm
Molecular function (GO): protein kinase binding; protein kinase activator activity
Source: RefSeq, a predicted model, not a curated record
GGGACAGCGGCGGGAGCGCGGCCGGUGAAGGCGACAGGCAGAGCGGGAGCGCGCGUGCGGGACAGCGAGCCCCGCAGUACCCCGGCCUCCGUGCGAGCGUCCCACGGUCCCGGGGCCAGCACCUUGCAGGACCCUCCGCCGAGCCAGCCCAUGAAGCCGCCCGCAGCGCAGGGCAACCCCGCGGCCGCCGCGGCCGCAGCCCCGGCCUUGGACUCCGCGGCCGCCGGGGACCUGACGGACGCGCUGUGCGAGUUCGACGCGGUGCUGGCCGACUUCGCGUCGCCCUUCCACGAGCGCCACUUCCACUACGAGGAGCAUCUGGAGCGCAUGAAGCGGCGGAGCAGCGCCAGUGUUAGCGACAGCAGCGGCUUCAGCGACUCCGAGAGUGCAGAUUCAUUUUAUAGGCACAGCUUCAGCUUCAGUGAUGAAAAACUGAAUUCUCCCACAGACUCCACCCCAGCUCUGUCUCCUGCAGUCGCUCCUCGGAAAGCCAAACUAGGAGACACAAAAGAGCUAGAAGACUUUAUUGCUGAUCUUGACAGAACAUUAGCAAGUAUGUGAGAAAAGGAGACGUUCUGGGUCCUUCCAUCAUAAAGGAGAGGCUUCGGGAAGCUCUGAGCACCUGGUAAAAUCAGCUACAGAAUUUGCUGCCAGAAGGAACAGAGGUGGCAUUUGCCUGCCGUUCGCAGGCUGGUCCUAAAACUAGCCUUUGGGCUCAUCUCUGGGCAAUUCAACAGUGAAACUGACUCUGUUUACCUGCUUGCAGCACAUUAGAACAGACCACCCAUGCUAAUAUCGUAUUUUCUCUUAAAAUAUAGCUUUCCUGUAAUUUAAAGUGCUUUUAUGAAAAUAUUUGUAAUUAAUUAUAUAUAGUUGGAAACAGUGAUAUGCUUUUCUCAUUAUAAUAUAUUUUUGUAUGCAAAUAAAAUUUGAACUGGA